CUGCUUGUUUGCUUCCUAAUUUUGAUUCUGGGACAGAAGAACUUUUAGUUUUGGGGAGGAACAGUAUCGCUUGAUGCAUCGGGAUGGCAAUUUAAAAGUUUCAAUUUCGUGAUAUUUGAGUUUCAUAUCAUCAUUUACUAAAUUUAUGGUUGUACAGGAAAACCAGCUCCGAUCAGGUUUGGCCGAAUUAAAAUUAAUCAGGUAGUGAGUGCAUCGCCCGUUAGUUUAUAGUUCAAGAAGAGUGAUCACCGACGAGUGUGAUAUUACUUGUAAUAUAGUUAUCGUAAUGGUAGUAAAACUUGAUGUGGGUUAAAAACUUAUAAAUUACUUAAAUGAAAGGUGAUGACAUCAUUAUUAAGUGAAAUGCUGACAAUCUAACAGUUUGUAAUCUAUUUGGCUGUAUACAUGCAAUGGAAAGGUGAAGAUGACACCCUUUCGACGAUGAUUAUCAUAAUGAUGUCGUCUUUGACGCAGAGAAAAUGGAGGAACAGAGAGUACAGUUGGAGAGGGACCUGAUCAUGAAAGAGCAGGAAACACUUCAUGUCUUGAAAGAACUGGAAGCAGCCAAACGACUUGUCGAAGAUUUAAGAGUCAAUCUGGUACCUGAGUUCUCCUCCUGCAUGGAUAGUCCCAACGAGUUCCUGUCUCCCGGUUUGAUGUUCGUGGAGUUGAAUCAGGCAAAAUCGAACCUUAACAAGACGUCAGACGAUCUUGCUGUAAUUCAGGCGUCUGUUGAGUGUCUGAACAGGAAACUGCGGAGAGAUAAGGUUUUGCUUGAGAAGAGAAGUAAGAUGCAAGUACAGUGUUGUCAAGGAGCCUUGUCUUUAGAUGAAAAUCAUCGGAGAAAUCCAGAUGUCAACAACACAGUAGAAGUUUUGAUGACUCUGUCUGAGGAGCUAAAGCAAGCAAAUUUUGAGGCCGAGCAGUUCAAGAAGAUGACAGAAGCCUCAAGAUAUGAGGUGAUGAAGGCGAUGGCGGAGAUAGAACGAACGAAGAACAGUAUCAAGAUGGCGGAAAUGAGGCUAAACGCAGCCAAGAAAAUGGAAGAAGCUGCUAAAGCAGUCGAAGCUAUCGUGCUUGCUGAGAGAAGGGCUCGUUCCAACGGUGAGAAUUCAGAGGAUGGUUUUGUGCAAAAAUCUGAUGGAAUAACUCUUUCGUUUGAAGAGUACCACGCUCUUACUCAUAAAGCAAAACAGGCCGAAGAGCUGUGCAAAACCAAGUUUGUUGACACCAACGGCCUUUCUCAGGUCGAUGAAGCCUGUCAGCUCGAAGAGCCUGUUUUGGAGAAAUUUGAGGAAACCGUCAAAGAAGACGAGCAAUGCCGAGAAGGGGAUUUGAUCAACCAAGAAGGGUCUCAUCGCUCAAAUGUCAUUGUCGAGGAUUGCUUUUCUAGUACACAUGUGGAGCACGGCCCCACACGACGGUCUGGAAAUAACUCUGAUAAAUUCAAGUUUAAGAAUAGAAAUACAGCUAGUCUCAAUGGAAAGGAAUCAUGUGUAACCAAAGAGAAGCCGACUCCCGGUUUUAGAACCACUUCAAUUGGGGACGUCCUGAGUAGGAAGUUGAUUCUACAAGACGAUGUGGUGGUCGGAAGGCACACGGAGAACCAUACUGAAACACGACGUGUUUCUUUGAGCCAAAUGCUGAAGGAACAGAGCAGACUUAUAUUACAUCCGAGCAAACGAACAGGAGACAGGAACGUCGAAAAGCAAUACUUUGUGCAGAGGAAGAAGUUUGGGUUCAUUCAAGUGCCGAUUCCCAUUAAGCAAAGCAAGAAAAAAGGUCAGCCUCUGAAUGUGAGGUGACGAGGUUCCAAGUCAAAUAAACUCUAGUACAUAGUAUUUCUAGUUUUCUCGUUGUUCGUUUCCCUAUGUUGUUUCUUUUGAUUUUGUUCAGAUGGGGUGUGUGAAUUGUGAUGAUUCUGUAUGAUUUUACUAUAUAGCCUAGAGCGAUUAAUGCUGCUUGAGUUAAACUCUUUGUUGCCCAGCUAAAGUCUAAAGAUGAUAUUCCUUAA
This is a messenger RNA of Sesamum indicum (sesame), 2014 nucleotides long. Its product is annotated as WEB family protein At3g51720. Gene Ontology annotation, cellular component: cytosol. Gene Ontology annotation, biological process: chloroplast avoidance movement; chloroplast accumulation movement. NCBI's taxonomy places the organism in Eukaryota, Viridiplantae, Streptophyta, Magnoliopsida, Lamiales, Pedaliaceae. The record is from RefSeq and is a predicted model, not a curated record.